AAAAUGAAAGAGAAUUCUGAAAAGAGAUCUCAACUGCACACAUUAAAGUAGUUUUAAUUUGACAAUGAAAGCCAUGUUUAUAAUUAGGAGUUUCCUUCUUCAGUUCAUCAGUGCAAUAAUUGGCAUAAAAAAUAGUGUUAUAGUUUCCAUUUGUUUCACUCUAGCUACUCAACUCCAUCUGGACCAUCUCAACAUGACAGACACCAUGCAAAGGUAUGCAGUUGUCACUGGAGCAAACAAGGGUAUUGGGCUUGAAAUUUGCAAGCAGUUAGCCCGAAAUGGGACCAUAGUGAUAUUAACUGCUAGAGAUGAGAAAAGAGGUGUUGAGGCUCUUCAGAGUCUGAAACACUCCGGUUUAUCGGAUCGUCUCGCUUUUCACCAGCUUGAUGUGACAAAACCCAAAAGCAUCGCUUCUUUGGCAGAUUUUGUAAAGGAACAAUUUGGGAAGUUAGAUAUCUUGGUUAACAAUGCAGGGAUAUCAGGUGUAACCUUUUCAGUGGCUUCAGGUACUGAGAUACAGGAAUAUUCGAGUAUAUGGAGUAAAGCGACUGAAACUUACGAGUUAGCUGAAGAAUGCCUGAAAACAAACUACUAUGGCGCUAAAAGAACAACAGAAGCACUUAUUCCAUUGCUGCAAAUAUCUGAAUCACCAAGGAUUGUAAAUAUUUCCUCAUCUACAGUCAUGUUAAAGGAUAUGGUCGGUGAACAGCUCAAAGGAGUAUUAACAGGCUUUACAACAGAGGAGAAACUGAGUGACUUGAUAAGUGAGUAUCUAAAAGAUUUUAAGCAAGGUUUACUCGAAAGUAAAGGAUGGCCAACUUGCCUCUCAGCAUAUACUGUGUCAAAAGUAGCUAUGAAUGCCUAUACAAGGAUUUUGGCCAAGAAGCAUCCAAAUUUCUGCAUCAACUGUGUUUGCCCUGGUUUUGUCAAAACCGAUAUAAAUUACAAUACCGGUCAUUCAACCCCCGAAGAAGGUGCAGCGAUUCCAGUCAAGUUAGCACUUUGGCCGAACGGUGGUGCCCCUUCCGGCCUCUUUUUCGUUCAGGGUGAACCUAUACCAUUUGAAUGAAACUACAAAAAAAAAAAAAAUAAAAAAAAAUAAAAUCCCAUCAAAGUGGUCGGGAACUUAGUUCACAAUUCUCUCUUCAUCAUCGAUUACAAUAACAAUGUUACAACAUGGUCCUACGGAUAGGGUAUAAUGUUUCACGUGGGAAAGUUCUACAAUAUUUUAUGAGAUGCUAUAAUUGUUUCUUUGUU
Messenger RNA from Gossypium raimondii (Peruvian cotton), 1257 nucleotides. Its product is annotated as (+)-neomenthol dehydrogenase. Gene Ontology annotation, cellular component: membrane. Gene Ontology annotation, molecular function: oxidoreductase activity, acting on the CH-OH group of donors, NAD or NADP as acceptor. Bases 65 to 1069 code for a protein of 334 amino acids. Lineage: Eukaryota; Viridiplantae; Streptophyta; Magnoliopsida; Malvales; Malvaceae. The record is from RefSeq and is a predicted model, not a curated record. The transcript is spliced from 5 exons.